Messenger RNA from Cucurbita pepo subsp. pepo (vegetable marrow), 1179 nucleotides. The record is from RefSeq and is a predicted model, not a curated record. Lineage: Eukaryota; Viridiplantae; Streptophyta; Magnoliopsida; Cucurbitales; Cucurbitaceae.
AUGAACACCCAAUGGCUAAUGCAAGCCCUCAAAUUUGCAAUUUCAUUGGGAAUUGCAGUGUUUUUGGGGCUAAUGUACUGCAAGGAAAAUGGGUUCUGGGCAAGCUUGGCAGUGGCUGUAAGCAUUACAUCAGAGAGAGAAGCAACAUUCAAAGUGGCCAACGUUAAAGUUCAUGGAACCAUGUUGGGAUCCGUAUAUGGAAUAUUGAGUUUUGUUAUCUUCAAAGAGUUUUUAUUAGGAAGGCUUCUUUGUCUUCUCCCUUGGUUCGUUUUCACCAGCUUUCUACAGCAUAAUAGAAUGUAUGGUUCCGCGGGUGGAGUCGCCGCCCUCGUCGGAGCUCUAGUCGUUUUAGGACGAACAAACUACGGUGCUCCGGGGGAAUUUGCUUUGGUUAGAACAAUUGAAACUUUUAUUGGGAUAUCCAUUUCAGUGGUGGUGGAUAUCAUUUUACAGCCAACAAGAGCUUCCAAAAUGGCUAAAAUCCAACUCAAUUUGAGUUUACAAUCGCUACAAAAGUGCAUUGAGUCAUUGAAUUUAAGAUCAGAUUUGGAAGAGAAUGAAAGAGCUUUAAGAAUUCAAGUUAAUGAGCUAAGGAAGUUGAUCGAGGAGGCUGAAGUAGAACCCAAUUUUUGGUUUUUGCCAUUUCAUAGCAAUAGCUACUCGAAGUUGUUGAAAUCCUUGUCAAAAACGGUGGAUUUUCUUGCGUUUAGUAUUGAUGCAAUGAAGAAUCUUAAAGAGGAGGUUGUUGAAGACUUAGAGGGUGAUAUUGAGAGGUUUAAGGAAAUGAUGAAGUUGUUAGUAUCAUGUUAUGUUGAUAUGAGUUCAUUGAAGUGUUUGAGAGUUGUUGAAAAUGAAGGGGAGAAGGUGGAGAAUUGUGAUGAUGUUGAGAUGGGUGAGGGAAACAGGAUUGAAAGAGAUGAAAUUGAGAAGGAGAAGUUGAUUCAUUGUUUGUUAAAGCAGUCGGUGGAGAUUGUUGAUGAGGUUGGUGAGGGUAAAGAUGAUAGAAGUGAUGUGAUUUUGAGUUUGAGUGCUGUGGCGUUUUGCCUCACCAGUUUGAUGAGGGAGAUUGAAGAGAUUGGUGAGGCACUUACGGAACUUGUUCAAUGGGAGAAUCCUUCUUCCACUCAUCUUCAUUUUCAUGCUAUUAUUGUAUCUCGGAUUCAUGUUCUAAAAAGUUAA